AUGCAUUUUGGAAGGAAUUGUGAAGGAAAGUCUAUAUGUUUUGAGUGCAAGAAACCUGGGCACAUUGCUAAAGACUGCCCUGAAACGACUAAGAAGAAUGUGAAGGAAGCUGGAUAUAUAAGAACACAAACUGGACCAAGCAGAUUCGGAAUGAGUAAUGCAAAAGGGAACCAAGGUGCAUCGACUUUCAAUCGCAAUAAUCAAAGAGGAUCGUAUGCCAAUCCAGGGAAGGUAGCUGGAAGAAUGUAUGCCAUGGGCACUGAAGAAGAGGCACAACCCGAGUUUGUCGAAAAUGAUAAUCUGGAUGCCAAUGGAAGCGGGGAGGCUGAACUUGUUAAAGAUGGAGGUAAUGUAAUCUCCGGAACUUUCCUUGUGAAUUAUGUACCUGCAUAUGUUCUUUUUGAUUUUGGAGCAUCCAACUCCUUUAUAUCCCAUUCGUUGCUUAAAAGAUUGAAUCCAACCCCAAAGCAGUCAAAAAUUGACUUAGCAAUAGACCUUCCUGAUGGUUUACGAGUUAAGUGUGAGAAUUUAUGUAAAGAAUGUUGUAUAAAGUAUAUUUUUGAGGUAAUUCGAUACUCUCUUCCUUAUAAUUUGAGAAUGUCAUGGUAA
This is a messenger RNA of Beta vulgaris subsp. vulgaris (sugar beet), 609 nucleotides long. RefSeq lists its product as uncharacterized. The record is from RefSeq and is a predicted model, not a curated record. Lineage: Eukaryota; Viridiplantae; Streptophyta; Magnoliopsida; Caryophyllales; Amaranthaceae. Gene Ontology annotation, molecular function: nucleic acid binding; zinc ion binding. The coding region runs from base 1 to 609 and encodes 202 amino acids. The transcript has a single exon.